Thunnus maccoyii (southern bluefin tuna) is the source of this 2203-nucleotide messenger RNA. It is a transcript of the gene napab, whose product is annotated as N-ethylmaleimide-sensitive factor attachment protein, alpha b. Gene Ontology annotation, biological process: SNARE complex disassembly; regulation of synaptic vesicle priming; synaptic transmission, glutamatergic. The record is from RefSeq and is a predicted model, not a curated record. Gene Ontology annotation, molecular function: soluble NSF attachment protein activity; syntaxin binding. Gene Ontology annotation, cellular component: synaptobrevin 2-SNAP-25-syntaxin-1a complex; vacuolar membrane; terminal bouton. Bases 134 to 1021 code for a protein of 295 amino acids. NCBI's taxonomy places the organism in Eukaryota, Metazoa, Chordata, Actinopteri, Scombriformes, Scombridae. The transcript is spliced from 11 exons.
AGUGUUUCCGCUACACCCAUGUCACAUGACAGAGGUGACAAGGCAAACCCGCUGCUGCUAGCACUGGUUAGCAAGUUUGUUGACUUUCGCAUUUUUUCGUUGUUCCCUUUAAAAUCAGAGCAGUGACACUAAAAUGGACAAUAGCGGGAAAGAAAAGGAAGCGACGGCCUUAAUGGCGGAAGCCGACAAGAAAGUAAAAUCAUCGCAGUCGUUUUUCGGUGCGAUGUUUGGGGGUUCCUCCAAGUUGGAAGAGGCAUGUGACAUGUACGUGAGGGCUGCCAACAUGUACAAGAUGGCCAAAAACUGGUGUGCUGCAGGAAAUGCGUUCUCCCAAGCAGCUCGUCUUCACCUGCAGAUGCAGAGCAAACACGACGCGGCGACUAACUUCAUAGACGCCGGAAACGCCUUCAAAAAAGCAGAUCCGCAAGAGGCCAUAAACUGCCUAAACCGAGCUAUUGAGAUAUACACAGAUAUGGGGCGUUUCACCAUCGCAGCCAAACAUCACAUCACCAUCGCUGAAAUAUAUGAGACAGAGCUGGUGGACAUUGAUAAGGCCAUUGCUCAUUAUGAACAGGCAGCAGAUUACUACAAAGGUGAAGAAUCCACCAGUUCAGCAAACAAGUGCCUUCUGAAGGUUGCGACCUACGCGGCUCAGCUGGAGGACUACACAAAAGCUAUUGAUAUCUAUGAACAGGUUGGAACCCACGCAAUGGACAGCACGCUGCUGAAAUACAGUGCCAAGGAUCACUUCUUCAAAGCGGCACUUUGUCACUUCUGUGUGGACAUGCUGAACGCAAAACUCGCUGUGCAGAAGUACGAAGAAAUGUUUCCGGCUUUCUCGGAUUCUCGAGAAUGCAAAUUGUUGAAGAAACUUCUAGAUGCCUAUGAAGAACAGAAUGUGGAUGCCUACACUGAUUCGGUGAAGGAAUAUGACACCAUUUCACGGUUGGACCAGUGGCUCACCACCAUGCUUCUCCGCAUCAAGAAAAGCAUACAGGACGAGGAGAGCGACCUCCGCUGACUCUCCUCGCUGCUCCUUCUCAAGCCCUCGACGACCGACUCGCAUCCCUCUUUUUCGCCUCGAUCCUCUCACUUCCAUUCAAAUCUUAAUGUUUUGAACCUUUAUAUUCCUUCACAAAUACUCGUUUCUUUCCUACCAUCUGCAGUAUUUUUUUUUUUUCUUGCCUUUUUAAUCUGCUCUUUUGACAACUUAAUGCUCCAAAAAAAUUAUGGUCUUUUUAGGUAUGAACACUAUUUUCCUGAGUGUACACUGCACACAGUAUGUUAGUUGUACAUUGUUACAAUACAGGUAUUGGCCUAAUAUUGGUUAAAAUAUUAAUAAUUGGGCUGCAAUACCAAAUACUUAUACCAGCACAGGACUAUGAUAAACUUUUUAUUUUUCUUCUUAUUAAAUGGAGGAGGGAACGCCAAUUUACUAAGGCUUUGAUCUACAAAAUAUAUUUUACAGAACGUGCUUUGGGAUUAAACUGACCAAAAUGCCAGUAUCAACACGUACAAUAAAGCACACACUUAGGUUUUUGGUACUUUUGAGGGCUCAGUAUACUGUUGGUCAUAUCAGGGCACCUCUAAUUAAACUGCACUUCAUCUCAGCUGAACAGCUCCUCUCCAAGCAGAGAGGCCAAGAGUUUUAUUCCACGGCAAAUAAGCCCCCCCCCCCCCCUUUUGCCUUACUUACUGCUAAAUUCUCAGGACGUGAACAGCUAGAUUUGAUGAAAGAAAAACAAAAACAAAAAAAAUAUCAUGCUUUUAGAAACGUUCUCAAUAAAUUCACUUUAUUGUUUUUUUUGUCACUUCCAUUUAAAGUGCUUUUAUUCCACAAAAUAUGAGGUGAAAUAAGCGUCACCUUUGUGAACAUUUGCAUGGUUUGGUAUGGAUGAGAAAACUAGAGCAGCAGUUUUCCUCUCUAUAGGAGCUAUUUCUCAAGUUUUUUUUUUUUUUUUUUUUUGAUUGUAUGAUAUGUGUUCUUUUUCUGUCAUAACUAACCAGGCUGAAAAAAAAAUGUGUGUUUUUUUUUUUUUAAAUGCCUGCACAAGAUGCAAUACAUUGAAGAAAAAAGGAGCUUUACUGAUCUGAACACUGUGCUCACCCUCCUGAUGAUUUUGUCAAUAGACAAAUGGUCUUAAAUAAUUUGUACAUCAGUGAUGUUUCCUGUCAAACGUUUGAAUAAACCUGUCUUACAGCA